Pogoniulus pusillus (Red-fronted tinkerbird) is the source of this 3112-nucleotide messenger RNA. It is a transcript of the gene RMND5A, whose product is annotated as required for meiotic nuclear division 5 homolog A. The transcript has 9 exons. Gene Ontology annotation, cellular component: cytoplasm; GID complex; nucleus. Lineage: Eukaryota; Metazoa; Chordata; Aves; Piciformes; Lybiidae. The record is from RefSeq and is a predicted model, not a curated record. Bases 286 to 1461 code for a protein of 391 amino acids. Gene Ontology annotation, biological process: proteasome-mediated ubiquitin-dependent protein catabolic process. Gene Ontology annotation, molecular function: protein binding; ubiquitin protein ligase activity.
GCCCUGCGGGGCCUGCGCCGAGGCCCCCGGCCGAGGUGCCCUUGGCGCUGCCUGUGCCUAGCGUCGCUAGGUCCCCGCCUGCCCGCAGCCGUGCCUGCGCACAAGUGCCGCAGCCGGAGGAGCCGGGGAAGUUGGGGCGAGCGGCGUGCCGAGGCGGGCCGCGCCGGCCAGACGCUGCUGGCGGGGGCUGGCACGGGUAGGCAGAGGGGCCCGAGCAGAGAAGGGGACCUGGCAGCGGAGAAGGAGGUGGAGGAGGAGGAGGAGCGCGGCCCGGUGCCGGCCGCUAUGGACCAGUGCGUGACGGUGGAGCGGGAGCUGGAGAAGGUGCUGCAGAAGUUCUCGGGCUACGGGCAGCUCUGCGAGCGCAGCCUGGAGGAGCUCAUCCAGUACGCGGGCGGGCUGCGCCGGGAGAUCCUUCAAACCGAGAAUCAAGAUGGAGACUUGUCAGGGACAAUUUCACUGGUUAUGACACAGUGUUGUAAGAGAAUCAAAGACACAGUUCAAAAGCUGGCCUCUGAGCACAAGGACAUCCACAGCAGCGUGUCCCGAGUUGGAAAAGCCAUCGACAAGAACUUUGACUCGGACAUCAGCAGCGUGGGCAUCGAUGGGUGCUGGCAGGCUGACAGCCAGCGCAUCCUCAACGAGGUGAUGGUGGAGCACUUCUUCAGGCAGGGCAUGCUGGACGUGGCCGAGGAGCUGUGCCAGGAGUCUGGCCUCUCAAUAGACCAGAGUCAGAAAGAGCCAUUUGUGGAGCUAAACCGAAUAUUGGAAGCCUUGAAAGUCAGAGUUUUGAGACCUGCUCUAGAGUGGGCAGUAUCCAACAGAGAGAUGCUCAUGGCACAGAAUAGUUCCUUGGAGUUUAAGCUGCACAGAUUGUAUUUCAUUAGUUUAUUGAUGGGGGGAACAGCAAAUCAGAGAGAAGCCCUUCAGUAUGCAAAAAACUUCCAGCCCUUCGCCUUCAACCACCAGAAAGAUAUCCAGGUGCUGAUGGGCAGCCUGGUGUACCUGCGGCAGGGCAUAGAGAACUCUCCCUACGUUCACCUGCUGGAUGCCAACCAGUGGGCAGACAUCUGCGACAUCUUCACGAGAGAUGCCUGUGCCCUCCUGGGGCUCUCAGUGGAAUCACCUCUCAGUGUUAGUUUUUCAGCAGGUUGUGUAGCAUUACCAGCUCUAAUCAACAUCAAGGCUGUUAUUGAGCAGAGGCAGUGCACAGGUGUCUGGAACCAGAAGGAUGAGCUGCCGAUUGAAGUGGACCUAGGUAAAAAGUGCUGGUACCAUUCAAUAUUUGCCUGUCCCAUUCUUCGUCAGCAAACAACAGAUAACAACCCACCCAUGAAAUUAGUCUGUGGUCAUAUUAUAUCCAGAGAUGCUUUGAACAAAAUGUUUAAUGGCAGCAAGUUAAAAUGCCCCUACUGCCCGAUGGAGCAGAGCCCUGGAGAUGCCAAGCAGAUCUUUUUCUGAAGGAAAGCUCCGUGAUGCAGUUUGCACCUGACCUCCACAGUGUCACUUACAGUCGAGAAGCAUUCAGCCACACUUGUUGGGUUGUCUGCAGCAGCCUGAGGACUCCUGCGUUUGUAUAAGCUAAUGCUACAGAAACUUUGCCAACACUUAGUACCUACACCCAAGUGGAAAUGCUACAGAAAUAUUAUUACCAUAGGGCUUUACUAUACUCUUGGUCUCCAUACCUGAUCAAGUUACUACACCAGCAGUUGUCAUUCGAUGCAGGUUUUUGUACUUAACUAUAUGGUGACUUUUUACUUUUUAAAGCAGAAAUGGAUCCACCCUCACCCCCCCUUGUUUGUUUAAUAUUCUUCCUGCUCCAGUUCUGUCCUUCUAUUGAUAAACUUUCACCUUAGGGAAUGUUUGUGAAGAUUUUAUUUCCUGUAAUGUGUACAUAAACAAAAGGUAAAUACUUCAGAACCUGACCGACUGACCAGACCGACCCAAAGCUUGAGAAAUGGAAUAGUGGCUCUAAAAGUGAUUGGUAUUUUUUUGGCUGAGGAAGCUGUGAUAUAUUCUGAUUUUUUUUUCUUUCAAAGGUUUUUGCAAACUUUUACAUAGAAUUCAAAGUAAAUGUGCAUAUAUAUAUAAAGUAUAUAGAAAUAUAUUGGCCUCAAGGGGCUGCCUGGUGAGAUCCAUCACUAAUUUAUAAGGUUGAUGCGUGGCUAAGUUCCUGCUGGAGCAGAGAAGGGGAAUGGGCAGUCCUGUUCCUCUGGGUUUUCAGGCUCAAGGAGAGUUUGUGUGAGAGAACAUCCAAUAAAUUCUGAAGUGGAAAUGCUAUUUAGUCACUGACAUUUUGCUCUCUGGCCUUUGUAGUCAUGUUCUUGGAACUUUGUAUUCAGGGUUAGGCUCUAAAUGUCAUGUUGCUGUAUAGUUUAAUAGUCCUUACCGUGUGCUAUUUAUAAACAGUUACAAACCCCAACCCAUUGUACAAGUAUUCAUUGCUACGUGGGGGCACAGCAUGUUCUGAUGCAGUCUGCUGCCCGUGGCUCUGCCCCUGGCCGCACCGGCCCUGUAUCAGUGCUUACCAGGGAGUAAGUUUUCUGUAGCCUGAGAACACUUUGCUUCUAGCCUUGUUUUUGUAGUAGAAUAUUGCUGCCACUGCCCUUUUCCUGCUCCACCGGCUAGGUCAGUUCUUGCUCUUACCAGAGAUGUAGAGCCUGCAGUGGAGUCUUUCCUAGUGUGCAUAGAUCUGUCUGUGUUGCUGUCCUACAGCAGGGUGAGCAGAGCUGCAUGGAAGUUCUGGUUCUGUACUAUGUAGUCGAAACAAGCACCAAGCUGAGUUGCUUUGGCUUGGUGCUGCCAGCCUGGCACUAGCACAGUGCACUGCAGAGAAGACCAGCUUGGGACACCUGCACCUGGUGAGUGCCACCUGAGCCAAGAGACUGAGUGGGACUAUGUCACACGGCUGGCAGUGGAAGGCACUGAAGAGACGCGGCAGAGCCAGCCCAGGCUCACACCUGGUAACCUUCAGAGGUGUUUGGUAGCUGUGAGAAAUGCAGGGCCGUGAUGUUCUGCAAAGCUUCCACUGUAUCCACGCUGAGCUCCAAGCAGCUGUGCUGCCACCUGCUGAAACCGACAAUAAAAGGGUGAGGAGAUUAUUUUCCAUCUA